This is a messenger RNA of Heterobilharzia americana, 345 nucleotides long. The record is from the annotation of a GenBank genome assembly. NCBI's taxonomy places the organism in Eukaryota, Metazoa, Platyhelminthes, Trematoda, Strigeidida, Schistosomatidae.
AUGACUGAUGCGGGGUUCUUUAAAGGAACAAGUGCUGAACAAGAUGCCAGGUUUGCGGACAAAAAGAAAAAGCUAAUGAAAACGAUGAAGUUUGGCGAAAACCUAGCUCAAAAGGUUGACAUGACGAGGAUUAAUUUGGAGUCUAUCAGACCUUGGAUUGUGAAGCGUAUAACUGAACUUCUCAACUUUGAGGAUGAGGUCGUUUGCGAUUAUGUUUUCAACCAGUUGGAGGAGCGCGUCUUUUGGGAUGUUCAUCGCAAACAACGGUGGAACUCAGGUCUCCUGCGACGCACUGAGUGCGCUGCCGGUACACUUUUAAGCUUGUCUGAAGAAUUAUUUAUUUAA